UCCUGAGCCUCCUCCUCCACCAGGACUGCGGGGCCGACUCCUCCUCCCCCGCCCCCGCACCCUCCCUGAAUCACAGAGCCCGACCCCAGGCUCCACUGUUGCUCAACCCCCGAGAGCCAGUUCCUGUGGCAGCGCCUGGUGUGCCUGACCCUCGCCUUGUGCCCUUCAGGGAAGGAGGGAUCUUGCACAAGGCGCCCUGUGUCUGCCCUCAGCGGGAAGGCGGCAUGGGGCCUCUCCGGCUGCUUGUCCUGCUCCUCGCCACAGAGCUGUGCCGGGCCCACAACGCCACCGUGCUCCUGGGCGUGGCGGGCCAGUCCCUGCGGGUCUCCUGCCCCUACGACUCCCUGAAGCACUGGGGGAGGCGCAAGGCCUGGUGCCGCCAGGUGGGCGAGGAGGGCCCGUGCCAGCGCGUGGUCAGCACGCACAGCGUGUGGCUGCUGUCCUUCCUGAAGAGGCGGAACGGGAGCACAGCCAUCGCCGAUGACGCCCUGGGCGGCACCCUCACCGUCACGCUGCGCGAUCUUCAAGCCCAGGACACGGGCCUCUACCAGUGCCAGAGCCUCCAUGGCGGUGAGGCCGACACCCUCAGGAAGGUCCUGGUGGAGGUGCUGGCAGACCCCCUGGACGCCGGAGAUCUCUGGGUCCCUGGGGAGUCCGAGAGCUUGGAGGAUGUCCACGCGGAGCACAGCAUCGCCAGAUUCCAGUCUGCAGGCCGCCUCAAGGCUCCCACCUGCCUUCCUUGUCUCUCCAAGGAGCACCUUGGCAGGAGAGAUGCCCUUCCCACCCACGUCCAUCCUUCUCCUCCUGGCCUGCAUCUUCCUCAUCAAGUUCCUGGCAGCUGGCAGCCUCUGGGCCGCGGCCUGGCGUGGGUGGAGGCUGGGGACACGUCCAGCCAGUGGACUGGACUGUGGCAGUGACCCAGGGCACCAGCUCCAAGAGCUGACAGGGCUGGGAGACCCGUGACAGAAGAGGAUGGGAGGAGAAGCCCAGGACAGGUCCAGCCGGGGGCCACCCCAGCGGGCACACUCGCCCUCGGCCACCGAGACUCCUGGCUCUGCUCUGGCGAGAGGCCGCCCUGCCCGCACCCUGCUUGACCUGGCUCUUGGAAGCUGGGACUUGUGCGUACGGCGGUUGGGUAGGGGAUUGGGAAGAUCAUCUGCCAACUUCCGGGCAUUGCACAUUAAGCACUCAUGAAUAAAUUCAAGACUUAUAUUAAA
Messenger RNA from Microcebus murinus (gray mouse lemur), 1217 nucleotides. It is a transcript of the gene TREM2, whose product is annotated as triggering receptor expressed on myeloid cells 2. Gene Ontology annotation, molecular function: signaling receptor activity. Gene Ontology annotation, cellular component: cell surface. Lineage: Eukaryota; Metazoa; Chordata; Mammalia; Primates; Cheirogaleidae. The record is from RefSeq and is a predicted model, not a curated record.